Staurois parvus is the source of this 434-nucleotide messenger RNA. The record is from the annotation of a GenBank genome assembly. NCBI's taxonomy places the organism in Eukaryota, Metazoa, Chordata, Amphibia, Anura, Ranidae.
AGGCAGUGGGCUCCGAGUCAACUGGUAUGACCGCGGGCACUGGGUCAGACAUUGGAUCGUCUGACUGGACAGCGGGCAUCGGGUCACCAGGCAUCAAGUCAUUUGGCUCGACAGCGAGCACCGCGUCAUCUGGCAAGGCAGUGGGCUCCGAGUCAACUGGCAUGACCGCGGGCACUGGGGCAGACAUUGAAUCGUCUGGCUGGACAGCGGGCAUCGGGUCACCAGGCAUCAGGUCAUUUGGCUCGACAGCGGGCACCGCGUCAUCUGGCAAGGCAGUGGUCUCCGAGUCAACAGGCCCGACAGUGGGCACCCGGGUCAUCAGGUACCGGAUUGUCUGGCUCGACAGCGGGCAUCGGGUCAUCAGGCAUCAGGUCAUUUGGCUUGCCAGCGGGCACCGCGUCAUCUGGCAAGGCAGUGGGCACCAAGUCACCAGG